AAGAAUGAUGCGGACCAUGUGUUUGCUGAAGAGUUGCUAUCCAGUAACAUGUGGUGGACAGCCUUAGAAUGGGUUCUUGAUUUGCUUGAGCCACUCUAUGUAGCCCUCAGAUAUGCUGAUACACAAAAGAAAUGUACUCUAUCUGGUUUCAAGAAGACUAUGAUGACAGCCAUACAAAAGAUGAGUUCUCAUCUUGGUGGUGGGUCACAGAUGUUAGAUAGAGUCAUGAGCAAGGUGUCCCCGAGGAUGGAAGAUAUGCAAAAUGAGACACUAAUGGUUGCAGCUGCUGUCCUUGAUCCGUUCACACAUUAUCGGGUGAAUUUGAGCAACCUUCCAGAAUAUGCUUCUGCACUAACGGAUGUCAUCGAGAAGAUAGCAGACCCUGAGAGCGCUCUUUUGGCUAUCAAUGAAAUCAGCACUUAUAGGGAAUGUCGUGGGAGGUUUAGGCAUAGUUUGGCACGCUCUUCCGCAGAAAGAAUGGCACCAACUGAGUGGUGGUUCCAGUUUGGAGGGGAAGUUCCUAAUUUGCAGAAGUGGGCAUUGAGAAUUGUUUCACAGUGUGUCUCUUCAAGUGGCUGUGAGAGGAAUUGGACUGCUUUUGCCUUGGUCCACACGAAGCAAAGAAAUCGCCUUCUAUACUGCAAGCUUCACAAAAGUGUUUCUGUACGCUACAACCUGAAGUUACGUGCUGAAGAAGAUGAAGAUAUUGUGAAGCUGAGUUAUAGGGAGAAGGAAAUUGAUCCAUGUGCAGUGAUGAUGGAUACAGUUAUGCAUGACGAAUCAAACCCAAUGAUGGAGUGGCUGAACGAGGAUGAAGAGCAUAUAGUCCUUGAUGGAUCUGAUGCUGCUACUGCUGUGUUGGAGGAAAUACGUCGCCUUAACUCAAGGAGGAAAGCCUCUCAUCUUGGAAGGAAGGAAAUUAGCAGGAAAGGAAAGAGGGUACGUGAAGAUGAGGAGGAUGAGUUCAUUAGCAGUGAGGAUGAUGAUGAAGCGAAUGGAUCCAUGGACAUUGAUGAUGGUGAUGAUGGCCAAGAAGAGGAUUAUGAAUCUGAUGGAGAAGGUUUGCCAAGACAAGCUGAAAAAGAUGCACGAAGCCAAGUGAAUGAUAUUGAGGUAACAAGGGAUGAAAAUAUGGUGAAUCGUAGAUCUGGACGGCAAGCCAAGAAGGUCAAGGACGUCAACUCCCUUUACUAUUAGACUGAAGACUGGAAGAAAAUUGAAGUCUACCUGAUGUGUUUUGGAGGCGCUGGUUUGAACUUCGAUUACUUCUGCUCUAUGACUUGUGGAUUGUGAAUCUGGACUAUUGUGUGUGUAUUUUGGACUCGUAGUAGGGAUUGGUGUGUGGGUAUUUUGGACUGUAAUUUGAAGUUCUAAUAUGCACUGUUAUGUGUGUACCUUGGGCUAAUAUGGACUGUUAACUAGCCUAUUGAGUAGAUCUGGACUACUGGAUGUUAUAUCAUGCUCUGAACCGAUGUUUACCAUUGAGAUGGAGUUCUAAUCUGGUAUAACAUGUAAAU
Messenger RNA from Triticum dicoccoides, 1517 nucleotides. RefSeq lists its product as uncharacterized. Gene Ontology annotation, molecular function: protein dimerization activity. The transcript has 5 exons. The record is from RefSeq and is a predicted model, not a curated record. NCBI's taxonomy places the organism in Eukaryota, Viridiplantae, Streptophyta, Magnoliopsida, Poales, Poaceae. Bases 49 to 1197 code for a protein of 382 amino acids.